AUGGACAAUAACUAUGGUCACACGGUAUAUCUGGACCGACUGCAAAACAACAAACACGAGACGGUGAAGGCUCUCGAGAAGCUUGGCAAACGAGCCGCCGCAGUCGUUCAUGAAGAGCAGCGGUGGCAUCACUGGGUGAGGGAAUGUCAGGAGAAGGAGGAGGAACAGGCGCAGAGCGAAGCAAAGAAGGUGAAGCUGGAGUUUCAGCUCUUUAAAAGAUACGAAAAGGAACUCGAUCGUCGUCAACGGGACAUGCGAUCUAGAGAGAUCAAGAGGCGCGAAGAACAGUACUUGAACCAAGUAUAUGCAGAGCGCGCCCAGACGAUGUCAAGGGAAGAGGAAGAGGAAUGGGAAGAGCAGUGGGACCCCAUUCAAGAUAUUUAUGGCUACGAAAGAGGUCGCUAUGUCGAGCUCAUCAAUAUGUUUCUGAUGAUCAGUGAGCAGGAACAUGAAGACUAUUGCGCAGGUGUGGAGGCAUCUCAGCUUGAUGGCCCUGCCGCACCGACAUCUUCGCACCAAGCCACCGGACAAGCCGCGACGGGCAAGAAGUCCAUCAUAAUGGAGACCAAGGAACAGAUGCGCAGGAGACUUCAGACGCCUGUCAACUUCGAGCGCGCGCCAGGCCAAUAUCUUCCUGAGUUUUUAAGCCCAAGGACGACGACUCCCGUAGUUCCUCACGACGAGAUCGAGACGCUCUUGGAUGAGAUUUGUGAGAUCAAGAACUUUCUCUUCUGUCGACUUCUUUUGGCAUCAAGUGCACUCCUGCCUAUCGCACUCCAGGCCGGCAGCAUAGAGGAACUCCUGCAAAGCGAAGGUGUGACAAGGGAACAUUUACGAGAUGUUUGCCUCAAGCUGGAGCGUCCCAGUCUUGAGAACAUGCGAGACGCGUGUGCGGACUUCAUGCGUGAAAGGGAUGGGGCUGAUGCACCAAAAGACAUUGCCAAAGACCUCGCCCUGAUGGACAUUAUCGACGCCCAACAGCGAAUCCAGAUCAGGGUCUGUGGCCGCCAUAUGUACUACUACCGUAACGAGCGCGCUCUCAACCGCAGCGGCUGGUUUCACUUCUCUAUCAUCGCGAAAGACUCCGAGCUCGCCGAUGCCGUUGCGCUUUGUCGAAACUGGGAAGAGUUCUUCGAGCUCACGAUACUGUCAAUGUAUCGGUUGUUCCCGGCUCCAAAGUGGACGAAGUUUGUGGGCGAUGUGAAUCGUCAAUGCCUCCUGCUUCUCGGUUUCAUACCUUAUUUCCAAGUCGACGGCGCCGAAGCUAAAACGACGCAACAUAGGAUUAGUGGUCGUGCUAGUUCGGGACGGUCGUACAAUUUUAAGGAAUCACGCAACAUCCUCUGCGGUAUCGUCAAGCGUGACGAUACCCUCAAUCGUCGAUUCCUUGAGUGCCUAGCAAUGGAGUCGGCCGACCUUCGUGUUUUGGUUCAUGAUCCGGUGACUGGCAAAUUCGUAAUCCAACCACCAAAGGAGGAGUUUUGGCUGAGCCGCGAGAAGGCCGGACGUGGCAGGUCUACAAAACAUGAAUACACCGUCACAGUUGAGGUCGAUAACGCCUUUUUCGAACAGGCCACCGCCUGCAGGGCUUGGUCGUUGAACUUCAACGAUUAUUAUAAUGUUUAUAUCUGGGAUGCACCGCCCGGUCGGAGUGCAGAUGAGCUACAGGGCAAAAUACAAGAGGUCCGUAAAGUCAUUCGGCCUGGAGAGAAUGUUCCUAGCAUGCUCGAUGACUUCGAGCUUGGCGCAGAAGCUUUUCCCAUCCCGAUUGAUGAGAUAUACAAGGAGCGAUUCUUCACAGAGAUCGACGAAAUAGAGGAUGCCCUUUUAUAUCCAAGGCGCGCACCUGGCGACAAGUCGCAGCCACCCUUCCCCCGAGAGAUUGUUGGGAAGAUACACCGGAGGACAAAGUGGAAGUGGUGGAAAAUUGCCAGCGAUGCCAGCACUGAUGAAGAGUCAUCUGCUUCUGAUGAAGAGUCAUUUGCUUCAGACGAUGCAUCCGAAGCUAAAUCCGACGAGGGAUCGCAGAAAAUGAACGAUCCAAGAGCAGUGUUAUUGCGGCGCAUGUUGGCGAACGACCCUCAUGUUAGUGUUCUGGCCGGAAAAGCGAUUGACAAGCUCCCUUCGAAGAGAGAACUCGACGCAUUCGGUAAUCAUGGAACGCUGAUCCCACAGUUUCAAUGGGCGGACAGGUCACUGGGUUACGAUCAUUUCUUACCUAUGUUUGACCGUAAACGUGCUUCUGUGAUACCAAGCGAACUCAGGGAUUCUCCUUCGAAGCUUAUGGACACGCUAAGAACGGCUCUACGCCGUCAGCGAGAAUACGAUAUCCAAGGGAAACAUCUCAUUCGAGAGCUGUGCGGGAGCCAUGGGCAACGGUCAAUACACAGGGUUGAGAAAGAGGCAUUGCACAUGGGCGACCUGGAGCCCGGUGGCCUCGGCCGGUAUAUGGAGCACAAGUCCAUGGUAACGGCCAUGGACAAGUUUGUCAUGAGCGACAUCAACACAGGCCCGUUCGAGCUCUGCAAGUUCAUGCACAUGGCACCUCUCAUCCAAAGUGAACGUCGAAUCGUUGACGAGGCUUUCCAGGCUUACGCCGCCAUCGCCUUAUUCUACCAGACGGAAGAGUUUCUUGCUUCCGAGCACGGCCUACCAUUCCGGUCUUCCCUGCUGUUUGACCAAGAAGAAAGAGCUAAGCGAACCCCUGAUCGAAGAAGCCAUGUCAGCAAUCCAUAUAUGCCAGCAGAGUUGUGGACAGAUCGAGAUGAGCUCCUGAGACGCAAUCAGCGAAGCAAGCUUGAUCCUGUCUACGAUAUUUACCCGAUAGAAUGGCGUAAAAGGAUACGUACCGUGGUUAUGACCUUGUACAAAGCCGGCAUCAUACAAAGUGCUUACACACCCCAAGUUAAAGGUGUUGCAACUGCCGCCGCCGAACCCAACCGCGCGCUAGAUUUCUACCUUGAUUUCCGAGCCCAAUCCAGACCUAAAUUCAAGGCUGUCUUGGCGGAUCCUACACCCUUGAAUCGCGACUACAUAGUCAAGGCGGCAAACAAGUUCGCGGCUCAGCAUGGCUCUGCCAGGUUUUCGGCGCUGCGACUGUGGUCUGCUCCGCACUUUUACCCAAUGCAAGCUAGUGGGAAUGAGACAUUCGCAGACGAUCGCGGCAGGUACUGGGCUUGGAGAUACAUGCCUAAGGACUCGCCACUCAGUGAGUGGAACACGCACAAGAUCGUGAGUGACAUGAUGGAGCAAUACAGACGGAUAUGGGGAAACCAGGUGAGAGUUGCCAGGGAUCUGAUCCUGGUCAUGGGCAAGGACGCAGACGAGUGUCGGAGGCUCAGUGAAGGGGUGACGUGGGCUACGCAGACGCGCAGGGUGUAUGAGAUGGACUUUUGGCGAAGCUUUGUAAACGUAGACGCCGGCUUCCUGGAAAGGUUGCAUCCUGUAUGGCUUUCGUAG
Messenger RNA from Alternaria hordeiaustralica, 3459 nucleotides. RefSeq lists its product as uncharacterized. NCBI's taxonomy places the organism in Eukaryota, Fungi, Ascomycota, Dothideomycetes, Pleosporales, Pleosporaceae. Bases 1 to 3459 code for a protein of 1152 amino acids. The record is from RefSeq and is a predicted model, not a curated record. The transcript has 3 exons.